Molecule: messenger RNA, 390 nt
Organism: Saccostrea echinata
Lineage: Eukaryota; Metazoa; Mollusca; Bivalvia; Ostreida; Ostreidae
Product: cGMP-specific 3',5'-cGMP phosphodiesterase 3-like
Exons: 4
Coding region: 1-390 (129 amino acids)
Source: RefSeq, a predicted model, not a curated record
AUGAACUCGAGCCUGCGCCUAGAAAACUCGGCCUACAGUAAGGACAACCCUCAGGAUCCAAACAACAACUCGGCCUUCAGUAAAGACAACCCUCAGGAUCCAAACAACAACUCGGCCUUCAGUAAGGACAACCCUCACGAUCCAAACAACAACUCGGCCUUCAGUAAGGACAACCGGCAGGAUCCAAACAACAACUCGGCCUUCAGUAAGGACAACCCGCAGGAUCCAAAUAACAACUCGGCCUUCAUUAAGGACAACCUGCAGGAUCCAAACAACUCGGUCGUCAGAUCAUUCAAGCCAGAUGAUGAUGAUGAUGAUGACAGUCUCUUUGAUGAGUCUACAGAAUCAGACAAUGACUAUGAUUCUAUAUUUGAUGCCUCCAAAGUUUAA